Molecule: messenger RNA, 1401 nt
Organism: Aplysia californica (California sea hare)
Lineage: Eukaryota; Metazoa; Mollusca; Gastropoda; Aplysiida; Aplysiidae
Source: RefSeq, a predicted model, not a curated record
UGCGCUUGAACUUGUCUUGUCAGAGUUCUCACUAGAGUUCUGUAUUUGGGUAUUGGAGGUAGAAUCUAGAUCUAGUUAAGAUCAAGGCACUGUUACAAUGAGGUCAACACUUGUAGUUCUGAGUAUUCUGUUGUUUAUUACACAGACAGCAGAUGCUGCAUGCUAUGACGACGAGGCGAAAUGCUUGACAGACUUCAAGAGCCUCCUGACAAAUACGAGCAUGUUCUGGUACGGAUCCGGUUACGUCACAAGAUGCCCAGCUGGUGUUAGUCGCGAGGAACCAUCCUGCAACAACCCGGACCCCAACAGGCGGUCAGUACUCUCCAGACUUUUGAAGACUGACUUCACGGCAACGCUCCAGGGCUAUGCUUCUGGGCUGUCUUUGGCUAAUGUGACCUUCACAUCUACCGCGGAAACGGUGUUCGCGUGUGGUCACUCAUUCAAGGUGCCAGCUGUGAACGAUCAAAGAGUAGACCCGUUGUCCUUGUCCAGUACCAGCCAGAGGUCUCUCGCCUACACCCCCGAGGUCACGUGGACGUCUGCUAGUGGUACAUUGUACACCGUUGUGGUGUGGGACGUCGGGAGCUUCGCGCUGCAUGGACUGUACAUCAACGCUGUCAAUGGCACGCUGGCCACUGGGGAGGAAGUGGUGGAGUACCGUGGUCCUCGAAACCCGUUUUUCUACGGCAACCAGUACCUUUUCCUGGUCCUUCCCCAAACCUCAACUCUGGUCAGGAGCGUGGUGGAAAGUGUUUUUGCAAAUGCGAUCACAGACAAACAGUUCAACGCUAUUCCUCUCGUAACACAGCUUUCCUUGGGGAUUCUCCGUAACGGUCUCCGGUGGGCAAACAUCUCAGCCACAUGGAGCAUGCCGACGCCAGAGGAAGGAGCCCCCUACCUGGCCAGCGUGGAAGUCGGUUUGGAUCCAGCGUACCGCACGGCCGACUUCUCGUUUGAAUCUUGCUGCUCCAACUUCUCUUACCUGGGAGCUGUUCUGAUCCCGGAUCCCUUCUCCACUCGAGCAGAGCGCCCCGUACAAGUUCGAAGCCAGCCCGCUAUACAGAUUGCACCCAGAGACAUGCUCAACAAAGAGCGUAUUGUCAACGAUAAGAUGUAUACUCUGAUUUUGAUGGAUCUUGGCGAAACGGAACAGAAAGUCCCUCCGAAGAGCGCAGAGAACGACGUUCAUUGGCUGGUUACAGACAUCCCGGGAGAUGACGUCGCCUCAGGCAAUCACCUGAUUCCUUAUUUUGGUCCCAACCCUUUUACGAGAUACCAAGUACGCAUGUACACCUUCCUCCUGUUGGAGCAGCCGAGUGCAUCACUGAACGCUUCCACCUUGGUCGACUACGCUAUUAACAGCGCCGUCAGCCCAACUUGUAAAGACCCGGCAAAUGACAA